CUGCGUCUCUGAUUAGAUGCAACCGUCGACUUGCCCUUACCUUUCUCUUCCCCUCACUCUAGAGCUGCGACAACCUUUCUCCCCGGGUCCCCCUCCCGCUCCUUUCUCAUUCGGAAGCCCACGCCUCCCGGGACCACCGACCCGAGGCGCCGGAGCGCGGAGCACGGGGGGCGGGGGGCAGGGUCGGAGGCCCGCGCGGCCGCGCGCCCCGUGGGAGGGUCCGGGCGAGCCGGGGCCACGCCCCCGAGCCCCGCACCGCCCCCUCCCCUCCAGGCUUUAGUUUGUUUUUAAUUUGGAAAGCCCUCCUCUUCCUGCCCCCUUCCUCCGCUCCUCCUCUUUCCUCGGCUCCGCUAGGAAAGUUAGACCCCGGCCCGGCGUCGCGGGUGCCGAGCGGACGGCGGGCCCGGCGUGUUACCUGCCUGUCUAAGCCAGCAUCGGGCUCACCUGGAUUGCUGCUGCCAUCCGUCUUCACUGCGUAUUUCCACUCUUGCCCCCUCAAGAUAAAGUAUAAUCAGAUCUCAUCACUCCACUGAUGAAAGUCCUCCAAAGAUUUCCCAGCUGCAGUUACAGCAAAUCGCAGAUGUUUUGCCUCAGCCUUCAGGACUAAUUGGAAUUCUUCAAAAUGUCAGGUGUGAUCCCCACAGCCCCUGAGCAACCUGCAGAUGAGAAGGACGAUCCGAUAAAGUCUCCUGAUCAAAGGCCUGAUGCACCUCCUGACUAUAAUUCCCAUUUUGUACCAGGACCCCCUGGACCGGCUGUCCCUGCACCUGCAGGCUACGCAGGAGGCUUGCCUAUGGGAUACAACAGCCCACAGCAGCCCGGUACCUUCUUCUCGUACCAGCCAGCUGGUGGUGCCCAUCCUAUCCAGUACCAGCCUGGCAAAUACCAUAUGUCAAAUCAGCCUGUUUCAGUAACAUGGAUGCCAGGGCCUCCUCCUAUACCAAACUGUCCUCCUGGUCUGGAAUACUUAACCCAGCUGGACACCAUUCACGUCCUUCAGCAUUUUGAGCCUCUGGAAAUGAUCACAUCUUUUGAAACUAAUAAUGGAUAUGAUAUUAAAAACAACCUGGACCAGAUGGUUUACAUCGUAAAUGAAGACACAGACGACUUUACCAGAAAUGCUUAUCGGACACUAAGGCCCUUCGUCCUCCGGGUCACUGACUGUAUGGGCCGAGAAAUCAUGACCAUGCAGAGGCCUUUCAGAUGCACCUGCUGUUGCUUCUGUUGUCCCUCCACCAGGCAAGAGCUGGAGGUGCAGUGUCCUCCUGGUGUCACCAUUGGCUUUGUUGCAGAACACUGGAACCUGUGCAGGGCAGUUUACAGCAUCCAGAAUGAGAAGAAAGAAAAUGUGAUGCGAGUACGUGGGCCAUGUUCAACCUAUGGCUGUGGUUCAGAUUCUGUUUUUGAGGUCAAAUCCCUUGAUGGUGUAUCCAACAUCGGCAGUAUUAUUAGGAAGUGGAACGGUCUGUUAUCAGCAAUGGGCGAUGCUGACCAGUUUGAAAUUCACUUCCCGUUAGAUAUGGAUGUGAAGAUGAAAGCCAUGAUUUUUGGAGCCUGCUUCCUCAUUGACUUCAUGUAUUUUGAAAGAUCACCACGACGUUCAUCAAGAUAGAUGGACACAGCAAAUCAACAAUUAUGGUUAAUUAAAAAAAAUUAGAGAAGUUGGAUUGGGCUUAUAAUCCCCUGAAUUAUUUGCAAAUAUAUGUAUCUGCUUUUGCAGAUUAUUUUUACUGGGUAUUAGCUCUGACAGGUAGGCUGAGUGUAAGGGCAAGAACACGUGUUUUAAUUGAACCAUGUGUUUUAAUUGAUUGUCUCUCUGUCUACAUGGUAGACUAGGAGUUCACCUUGAAAAAGCUAUAACUCAUUAACCAAGUAAACAUAAUACAAUGAGCUUGAAAACACUUUACUUACGCUGAGAUAAGGGAAAAUGAAUCCCAGGGCUCUCACAUUAAUGGGUCAUGAAAUGGCAAGCUUUUUAGAGCAGUCUUUGAGAUAGAAUAAAACAGCUUUUAUCCCCAACCCUCUCCAACCUGUCCUCUCCAUCAACUUGUCCUGUUACUGAAGAUAAAUUUGAUUCUAAGUGAAAAGAAUAAUAAUACUCUUGACCUUUAAAACAAAAAGGAAGGUAGGCAGAAAUACUGUGUGUUAUUGUACAAGGAAAAAUUUACUUGUGCAUAUGUCUCAAACCUUGUUCUGAAAGUUUAUAAGUUUCAAUGGAAAAUUUGAUUUUAUUACCAAACAAAACAUUUUUUUAAAAAUCAUAAGGUUCUAUUUUCCAUACCUAUUCCCUCAUUCACUAGCGUGGACUAUCAGGACCUGCCUGGACAUGGAGUCAGGGUCAUCCUAUCAGGAAAAGAGGUGACAAGGGCCACAGCUUGUCUAGAUCUCUGAGCAACUCAGAGACAUCAGUGUCCUUAUGAGGAGCUUGCGUUUAAUCUAUUUAAUCUCUCUUGGCCACAGAUGCCUUACAUAUGAAAUAUUUUGGCCAAAUCUCAAAGAUUGCCUAUUGAACUUACGUAUCUCAUGGGGUGUGACACAGAGGAGAUAGUUUUUAUUUUUCUUUCUUUCAAGAUCACUGAUAAUCACCAUGUUUUUCUAACUGCAGGAAUUGAAGUUGGGUUUCUAAAUUUUGAAAUGUGGCAUUCUGUGUAGCACUUUGUAAAAGCAAAACUACGAAUUUUGACGUUUUUAAAUAUUUCUUAGCUGCUUUUUAUUUAGAUGAUAGAUAAAUCUGCCUGUGCAAAGAAGAUAAUAAAACUUCUCUGUGAACUAUAGCUUAACAGUAAAAUACUGUAGGAUCGACAUAGUUACAGUAUAAGCGUACUUGUUAUUAGCUAGUUAAGAGCACAGUGUAUUGGUGAAUAGUUGCUGAUGAAUCAGCCUGUGUCUUUUGUACUCUACCUUCCUAUCUGGACAUGGACUGUGUUUUUUUCAACACAGCCAGUAUGUAGAAUGAAAUGUAUUCUUCUCCUUGUUAAAUAAAGCAACUCUAAGUGUUCUCUGAUGGGAUUACUUGGAGAUGACGGCCUUUGCCCACAAUUCCUGUUGAAGUCAAAGAAAGGUGCUUCAUUUUACAAUUAUAUUUAUCUUUUCAUGGCAAAGUUGUUUUAUUCAGUUUCUUGUAAUUUCUAUAUUUAGGUGCUACUGCUAGUUUUUUUUUUAAGUGUUAAACUGCUGCUUUUCUAAAAAGUAUAAUUACCUUAUAUUUGAAAAUACGAUUGCAGUCUUAGACAUAUAUAUUAUUUCUUAUAAUAAUAUCUGACAUUUUAUGUAGGAAAUGAGACAAUAAUAUUGAGAAAGUUUAUCUGUACAAACUUCAUUUUUACUUGCCCGCAUCCCUACAUCCCAAGACCUGCUGCAUAAUGCUAAGAAAAGAUUAUUUAACAUAUGACAUUUUAAGUUUCUGUUCAAAGUUUUCAUGGCAUUAAGUUGUCUCUUACAGUUGUUAUCCCUCUGUCUUUAAAAGUAAUACCAUGUGUCUUAUUUUUUUAUACUAUGGUUCAUAUUAUAGUUUCUAUAUUUCUUAAUGGUAUUUCAUUGUGUAAAAUUGAUCAGAGUCACUAAAAAAAAGCUACUCUCUUUGUAUUUUAAUGCUUCAUCAUACUGUUUUUGGCUUUUAAAUAAAUAUAAUAUGGUUUAUAGUGAAA
Molecule: messenger RNA, 3647 nt
Organism: Prionailurus viverrinus (fishing cat)
Lineage: Eukaryota; Metazoa; Chordata; Mammalia; Carnivora; Felidae
Gene: PLSCR4
Product: phospholipid scramblase 4
Exons: 10
Coding region: 623-1612 (329 amino acids)
Biological process (GO): plasma membrane phospholipid scrambling
Cellular component (GO): plasma membrane
Molecular function (GO): phospholipid scramblase activity
Source: RefSeq, a predicted model, not a curated record